Molecule: messenger RNA, 1500 nt
Organism: Boeremia exigua
Lineage: Eukaryota; Fungi; Ascomycota; Dothideomycetes; Pleosporales; Didymellaceae
Exons: 3
Coding region: 1-1500 (499 amino acids)
Cellular component (GO): nucleus
Source: RefSeq, a predicted model, not a curated record
AUGCUCGCCUUAACUCUGCGCCGGUCUAGCCAUGCAUCUGCAGUAUCUACGGACAAUCUAUCACAGCGUUCCUGGGACAUGCUUGUCGACGCCUACCGCCGGUACGAAUUCGAUGAGUCAUAUUUCCAAGCACUUUGUCUGCUUGCACAAGUUGACCAUGCCGAAGGCAGGUCGAACAAAGCCCGGACUCAGGUAGCUCUUGGUCUAAAGCUUGCUCAGGCCCGAGGCUGGUUAAAUAAAGUCCAUUAUGAAGUCGAGCAUAGGACUACUCGCUGGCAGCAUCAGGAAAUAGUCUGGUCAUUAUUCAUGCUGGACCGAUGUACGCUCAACCGCGAUAAUCCCUACUCCACCAUUCCCGAUACCCUGUAUAAGCUUCCGGCAUAUAAGGGCGGCCCGACUCAUCCUGGACAGAGCGGUGAGGUCUACGAUGCUACGCUUUCAACAUCGCCAGCACAGAGCUUUGUGAUCGUAGGUUUAUUCGCGCAGAUUAUGCGCAUGUGGGAGCUUGUCAUUCAGUACAUUGGCGAGAGCUUGACUACUGAGUCUAAACCAAUCUGGCAUCACAAGUCAACCAGGACCGCGAUCCUGACCAGUCUUCUCGAGUUGGAGAUACCCUCCGAACCACACACGUAUGCAUCUGUCGGUCCCGUCGAUCGCGUCCUCAGUGCCCCCGCUUCCAAACCAUACUUUCAGACAUGGAUGUUUCUUCAGAUCACCCACUCCGCUAUUAAUUGUUGCAUUAAUCAUCCCUUCAUCAUAUUCGUCAAAGCACGACAGCACGGAUCACGUGUGCCACUCACCUUCCUCCAGAGAGCGCACAAAGACAGUCUCAUAUACGCAUCCUGGAUCACGAGGAACCUGACUGAUAUGGAGACUGCCCGCCUCGACGUGCUGGACCCGUUUCUGGCGUAUCUCGUCGGCAUAGCAGCAAGCAUCCAUAUCGAGCACAGUCUGAGCUCCAAUGCUUCCAGCGCCUCUUCUGCGAGACAGAAGAUGGCCACCUGCAUGGCCUAUCUGACUCGUGUCGCGGGGGUCUGGCCCCAAGUGAAGAAGAGAAUCAACGUCUUGGAGGAGUUGCGGUCACGAGUGGGUAGCAGGUCGGCUUUGCAUUACGUUGACGACGAAUACGAUGGCGGUGUGCCCGUGCGAAGCGUACGGCACGUGUCUAUGUCAGUCGCGGACGAGCGGUUGAUGUGGGCACUGUUCGACGCCUCCAACGAUACUAUGGCCGACAUUUUGCCAUCGGCAAACAUAAGUACAGGUUCUGCCGCAUUGCAGCUCAGCGUUCCCCAACCCUUACCAGAUGGCAGCGUCUGUGAUGUCGCGAACUCGAUGCCGCAGUCUCAAAGUAGCGAAGCCGGUCCUUCACACGACAUAGAACACAUGCCAACAAUCGAUCAGGCAUCUUUGGAUGUGGAUCUGACUGCUGACUGGUCACUGCUUGGUGUGCCAUGGCUCGCCUAUUUCCCACCUGAUACAGAUCUGCUUGGGUGUCAGUGA